AUGUCUCGUGAACAUAUUAUUCGCUUUCAAGCAAUUCUUGUUCUGUUCCUUGCUCUGUUUUACAAUUCUCAUGCCUACUUCGUCUCAAAAGGAUCCGUAGGAAUCGGCUUCAAUGGUUACUUCACUUUAACCAACACGACAAAACACGCAUACGGUCAAGCUUUCGACAGCGAAACAGUUUCAAUCACGAACUCAUCCACAGGUGUCACAACAUCUUUCUCAGUCAACUUCUUCUUCGCAAUCGUCCCUGAGCAUAACCGGCGUGGCUCACACGGCAUGGCUUUCGUCAUCUCUCCCACAAGAGGCCUUCCCGGAGCUUCCUCCGAUCAAUACCUCGGAAUCUUCAACGCAACAAACAACGGUAAAGACUCGAACAACGUGAUAGCUAUCGAGUUAGAUAUACACAAAGACGAAGAGUUUGGAGAUAUUGAUGAUAAUCACGUUGGGAUUAACAUUAACGGUAUGAGAUCUGUUGCCUCUGCUUCUGCUGGUUACUAUGAUGAUAAAGAUGGAAAGUUUCACAAUCUUUCUUUGAUCAGCAGAAAGGUAAUGCGACUUUCCAUCGUUUAUAGUCAACCUGAGAAACAGCUCAAUGUUACUCUACUCCCUGCUGAGUUCUCUGUGCCUCCUCGUAAGCCACUUUUGUCUUUGAAACAAGAUCUCUCUCCGUAUUUUCUUGAGAAGAGGUAUCUUGGAUUCACGGCUUCUACUGGAUCCGUUGGAGCGAUCCAUUACAUGAUUGGUUGGUUUGUCAACGGAGAAGUUCAGUAUCCGAGAUUGGAGUUUGCUACACAACCAAUCCUUCCUCCUUAUCCAAAGAAAGCAUCUCACAGAACAAGGACGAUUUUAGCAGUCUGCUUAACUGUAUCCGUGAUCGCUGCUUUUGUUGCAUCGUGGAUUGGUUUUUUCUUCUAUUUGAGGCAUAAGAAGGGUUUCAAGGAGAAACAGCUUCUUGGAAGAGGUGGUUUUGGUCAAGUCUUUAAAGGAACACUUCCGGGUUCUGAUGCAGAGAUCGCUGUGAAACGGACUUCUCAUGAUUCAAGACAAGGUAUGAGCGAGUUUCUAGCUGAGAUAUCAACCAUUGGUCGUCUCAGACAUCCGAAUCUGGUCAGGCUUUUGGGGUAUUGUAGGCAUAAAGAACAUCUCUACUUGGUUUAUGACUUUAUGCCUAAUGGAAGCCUUGACAAGUAUCUUUACCGUAACAACAGAGAAUGA
Microthlaspi erraticum is the source of this 1215-nucleotide messenger RNA. Lineage: Eukaryota; Viridiplantae; Streptophyta; Magnoliopsida; Brassicales; Brassicaceae. The record is from the annotation of a GenBank genome assembly.